This is a messenger RNA of Schizophyllum commune H4-8, 602 nucleotides long. RefSeq lists its product as uncharacterized. The transcript is spliced from 2 exons. The record is from RefSeq and is a predicted model, not a curated record. The coding region runs from base 30 to 602 and encodes 190 amino acids. Lineage: Eukaryota; Fungi; Basidiomycota; Agaricomycetes; Agaricales; Schizophyllaceae.
AGCGCAGUAAGUCAUUUAGCUUGCAACAGAUGGCCUUCGGGCGUGGGCGAGAACAGAAUAUGAGCUGUUUACCCUCCGAGACGAACGGCAGGAUGCGCCCCCUCUUCGAUGCGUCUACUGUUCCUAGUAAAGUCAGUCGCUUCCCCACGUCCUCUCCCUUCCACUCAAUGCGCUCUCCCCUCAUCUCGCAUCUGCCGUCUCAUCCUGCCCUUUCUCUCCUCUCUCUUCUCAACCUCUCCCCCCUUCCCGUUCUCUCCCCAAUUUACUCCCCACUUCGCAUCCUAAACAACCCACUUGCGCAUUUCAUCGCACCUCUUCCCUCCCUCCCUCCUGCCCUCGCUCCCCACCAAUUCUGCGCACCAAGAGAGGGAGUGCCCGCUAUCGAGGAGUCUGCGGUCGCGGUGUGGGAGGUAGACUACGUGGCCGCGAUAUACGGUAUGGCAGCUGCUCAAGCGCGCAUCAAGAAGCUCGAAGGGGAGGUCAUCGUCUAUGGACCAAGAGGCGCAAGUCGACGAACUGCAGACGCAAGUCGCGGGCUCGAGAAGGCGGCGGGGAUCGAGCAAGAGUCGCACAAGUUCGAGGGCGAAGCCAGCGAUAUCUAG